CCGGCCGCUCUCCAUAUCGCAACCACUGCUGGUCAGGGCCUUCUGACCACUAUUUCCUGGGGUCUCAGUUACAGUGGAGGGUAACGCAUGGCUUUUUUCUUUCAGCAAUGGACAACCUGCAGGAGAGAGCUCUGCACAUCCGGAAGGUCCUCCUGGUCCUGCCCAAAACCACUCUGAUUGUCAUGAGAUACCUCUUUGCCUUCCUCAACCAUUUAUCACAGUUCAGUGAAGAGAACAUGAUGGACCCCUACAACCUCGCCAUCUGCUUCGGGCCCUCGCUGAUGUCAGUGCCUGAGGGCCAUGACCAGGUGUCCUGCCAAGCCCACGUGAAUGAGCUGAUCAAAACCAUCAUCAUCCAGCACGAGAACGUCUUCCCAAACCCUAGGGAGCUGGAGGGCCCCAUCUACAGCAGAGGAGGGAGCACGGAGGAUUACUGUGACAGCCCUCACGGAGAGACUACCUCGGCUGAAGACUCAACCCAGGAUGUGGCCGCAGAGCACCACACAAGUGAUGACGAGUGUGAGCCCAUCGAGGCCAUUGCCAAGUUUGACUACGUGGGCCGGACAGCCCGAGAGCUGUCCUUCAAGAAGGGGGCGUCCCUGCUGCUCUACCAGCGGGCUUCCGACGACUGGUGGGAAGGCCGGUACAACGGCGUCGACGGACUCAUCCCCCAUCAGUACAUCGUGGUCCAAGACACCGAGGACGGUGUCGUGGAGAGGUCCAGCCCCAAGUCUGAGAUUGAGGUCAUUUCUGAGCCACCUGAAGAAAAGGUGACAGCCAGAGCGGGGGCCAGCUGUCCCAGUGGGGGUCAUGUAGCCGAUAUUUAUCUUGCAAACAUCAACAAGCAAAGGAAGCGGCCAGAAUCUGGGAGCAUCCGGAAAACAUUUCGGAGCGACGGCCAUGGGCUGAGCAGUUCCCUGACUGAUUCCGCCUCCCCAGGGGUGGGGGCAAGCUGCCGCCCAUCUUCCCAGCCCAUCCUGAGCCAGAGUCUCCCCAAGGAAGGGCCAGAUAAGUGUUCCAUCAGUGGGCAUGGGAGUCUCAACUCCAUCAGCCGCCACUCAUCCCUGAAGAAUCGGCUGGACAGUCCACAGAUCCGGAAGACGGUGACAGCAGGCAGGUCAAAAAGCUUCAAUAACCACCGGCCCAUGGACCCUGAGGUCAUUGCACAGGAUAUUGAGGCGACCAUGAACUCUGCCCUGAACGAGCUGCGGGAGCUAGAACGGCAGAGCAGCGUCAAGCACACCCCGGAUGUGGUUCUGGACACCUUGGAGCCCCUCAAGACCUCCCCCGUGGUGGCCCCCACAUCGGAGCCCUCCAGCCCCCUGCACACUCAGCUCCUCAAGGACCCCGAGCCCACCUUCCAGCGUAGCGCCAGCACUGCUGGGGACAUGGCCUGCGCCUUCCGGCCUGUCAAGUCUGUCAAGAUGGCGGCCCCAGUCAAGCCGCCAGCCACACGGCCCAAGCCCACUGUCUUCCCCAAAACAAAUGCCACUAGCCCCGGUGUCAACUCCUCUGCCUCCCCACAGUCCACUGACAAGUCUUGUACUGUCUGAGGGAUGUAAUUUAAUUGUUCUAGACAAGGGGACUGGAGGGACUGACUGUUAUUAAAAUCUUCCUAUUUAACUAGCUUGGGGACUUCAGUUGAAAAUUAGGUUCUAAGUUGUUCUUGCAGGAAUUAGCCUUCCCAUCACCCAAAACCUUGAGAAUGAAGCCCUCGUUAUUGCCCAGCCCUCCCCCACCCUUCCUGCUACCUUCUGCUUCCCCCAGUUGUCGUAAUCCAGCCAGCUAC
This is a messenger RNA of Physeter macrocephalus (sperm whale), 1789 nucleotides long. Its product is annotated as SLIT-ROBO Rho GTPase-activating protein 2. The coding region runs from base 108 to 1553 and encodes 481 amino acids. Gene Ontology annotation, molecular function: protein binding. The transcript has 7 exons. The record is from RefSeq and is a predicted model, not a curated record. Gene Ontology annotation, biological process: negative regulation of cell migration; signal transduction. Gene Ontology annotation, cellular component: cytoplasm. NCBI's taxonomy places the organism in Eukaryota, Metazoa, Chordata, Mammalia, Artiodactyla, Physeteridae.